This is a messenger RNA of Olea europaea var. sylvestris, 501 nucleotides long. RefSeq lists its product as uncharacterized. The coding region runs from base 1 to 501 and encodes 166 amino acids. NCBI's taxonomy places the organism in Eukaryota, Viridiplantae, Streptophyta, Magnoliopsida, Lamiales, Oleaceae. The record is from RefSeq and is a predicted model, not a curated record. The transcript is spliced from 2 exons.
AUGUAUGCUGCAACUUGCAAGGUGCUUGAGUAUCUUAGUGAUCAUUCUCCAAAUACCCUUCAGAAGAAAACUCAAGACAUCUUGACUGCUAUGAGAUUUGUCCGUACUACAAAAACUAUCCUUCAAACAUUGAGAGAAGAUGGCUGGGAAGAAUUUCUUGAAGAGGUGAAAUGUUUUUACUCAAAAAAUGAUAUACAUGUACCUGACUUUGAUGCUUCGUAUAUGGUUGGUCGUUCUCGUGGUCGUGAGUAUCCUACAGUUGAACAUCACUAUCACUUUGAUAUUUUCAAUGCAGCCAUUGAUUUUCUGAUGAUGGAGUUAGAUACAAGAUUUAAUGAGACAUCAUUAGAACUCCUUUCUCUCAGUGCAGUUUUGGAUCCAAAAGAUUCUUUUGAAUCAUUUAACAUUGAUAAUAUUUGCAAGCUUGCAGAGAAGUUUUAUCCUGAAAAUUUUUCACAGCAAGAUAUUUAUUGUUUGAAAGUUGAGUUGCAACAUUAUUAG